GGCUGAUUGACCGCAUUGACACCCCGCCCACGGCGGGUGGGGAGUUGAGCCCAAGCCAAGUUCCACCCUUCAUCUGGAGUGCGGCUCCGUGUGGAGGAUAGUUCUGGUUAGCGGGCAAAGAAGCCGGCGGGAGUCUUUGUAGAGACUAAACUCAGCUACACGAAGAAGGUACCAGGAAGUGCAAGGACAGUAGAAGCAGAGAAUUUGCAGUCAGGAAUUUCAAACUAAACAUCACAUCAAAGUUUGACACAGUCAUUUGAUUCUUCACAAUCUGAAUAUCGUCGGCUGUGGGAAAACAUUACAGAGAUUAGUCUAGCUGGAAAAACAUCGAGAGAGAGAGAGAAGCAUACCUCCUGAGAGUGUUCCAAAGCACUGACCUGUGGAAAAAGGCUUGAACUGGUUGGGUAAGACUAUUCAUAUUUGAGACAAACCAUUGACGCGUUCAAAGUGUGGUCAAGGCUUCAACAGAUUAUGCAGUCUGGAGCGAUGCAAGAGUACUUGCACCAUGGAGAAACCAUGUAAAUGUGGGGACUGUGGGAAGGGAUUCAGUUACCCAUCCCAGCUGGAAACACAUCGUCGCAGUCACACUGGGGAGAGGCCAUUCACUUGCUCUGAAUGUGGGAAGGGCUUUGCUCUGUCGUCCAGCCUCCAGUUGCACCAGCGGGUUCACAGUGACAAGAGACCCUUUAAAUGCUCUGACUGUGGGAAUUCUUUUAAAAUAUCUGCAGACCUAAUUAAACACCAGCUUGUUCACACUGAUGAGAGACCGUUUAGCUGCUCCCACUGUGAAAAGAGAUUUAGGCAGUCAUCACACCUCAUCCAACACCGACGGGUUCACACUGGGGAGAGGCCGUUUACCUGUUCUGUGUGUGGGAAGGGAUUCACGCAUGCAUCCAAUCUUCGGACGCACCAGCGCGUCCACACAGGGGAGAGGAUAUUCACCUGCACUGUGUGUGGGAAAGGAUUCACUCAGUCCUCCAAUCUCAGGACACACCAGCGGGUUCACACUGGGGAGAGGCCGUUCACCUGCACCGUGUGUGAGAAGGGUUUCACAAAUUCAUCCCACCUUCUGACACACCAACUGGUUCACUUUGAAAAGAGGGCUUUUAAAUGCUCUGACUGUGAAAAGAGCUUUAAAAGCACAAAGGACUUGCUGAUACACCAGCGUGUUCACACUGGGGAGAGGCCAUUCACCUGCUCCAUCUGUGGGAAAGGAUUCACUCUGUCAUCUAAUCUUCAGACACACCAACGGGCUCACAGUGGAGAGAGGCCUUUCAGCUGCUCUGUGUGUGGGAAGGGAUUUAAUCGGUCAUCCAAUUUACUGAGGCACCAGAGAGUUCACACCAGAGAGAGGCCGUUCACUUGCUCUGUGUGUGAGAAGGGAUUUACUAGAUCCUCCCACCUGUUGAGACACCAGCGAGUUCACAAGUGACUGUACGGGUUGGAUCCUCCUGUAUUCGUUGCUGUUCAUCACGAGCAGGACUGCACCCUUCUCGCCCUGAGAGCCUGAAUUUGUUCCUGCUGCUUGUUACACCCCUUGUAACUGAGCUGAAGUUUAAUUCUGGAUCUUCUGAAGUUUGGAAGGAUGCACAUCAUAUGUCUGCUUCUACCUUUCAAAAACAAGAGGUUAAAUUAUGUCCUGUUACUACUAGUUUGAUUUUUAUCCUCGUGCACUCAAGAUUAUUUCGGCUGCCGUGCCUGUGGUUCUACUUGUGAACAAGUUCCUGCUCGUCAUCCUCUCUAUGCAUGGGAUCAGGGAAGGGAUUGACUACACACUCUGGAUCCCUAUACUCGAAACUGUCUGCAGGUUGCUGUCAGCUCCUGGACUGAGCAUCUCUGUUGCCAGCACCAUGGGAAUAGAGCACCACUCCUGCAAACUUUACAAGAAUUUAAAUGUCAUCCAUUCAGUAAAUGUAUUUAACAAAAGAUGAACAAGGAAACAAAUAAUCUAACUCUAGAAACACAGGACAUAUCCUUAUCUAAUUCCUAAAUGGUUGAGAUAAAUGUUUUCAAAACUUGUUUGGAAUUUAAAUCCACUUGACAAAUGUAUCUGACUUAAGUCUGUCGACUCUUUGGAUGCUGCUGUGCACUUCUGCAUUGUGAUGGGAAAUGAACAUGUCCCAGCAUAACCUUGGCAGCUGUGAAAAGCUUGUGUACUUUAGAGUCUUGCCUCCUUCCUUCCGUCUACUGCAACUGUAUUUGAAAGUGAACGUGUAAACAGAUUGUAUGUGGAGAUAUGAAGCAGGAAAACUGUUUGAGUGUGAUGUGGUGCCCCAGCCUUCUGGUCAGAGUCAGAAAGCGCUCAGGUAUCCAGAUUACUGAUGGAGCAAACAGAUUUUAAAAAUAAAAAUAGCACCAGUGUAGCCACAGUUUGUUUGGAUGGGAGGAGUUAAGAGCAUUAAGUUCAGAGCAGGAAUGUGCCACAGAGCACCUUAAGCCUUCUCCCACCAUUCAGUGAGGCAGAAGCUGAUCCAGUGCCUUGAGUCCACUGUCCAGUUGUGUCCUGUUUCUCCAUGAUCAGGUAUGUGUACUCCAUAUUUCUUUUGUAGAACAGUUGCUAAAGACAGUAAAAGACAAGCUUGUAACAAUGUUUUAAAAGACAUUUGGAUGGGUACAUGGAAGAGAAAGGUUUAGAAGGGUAUGGACUGAAUGCAGGUAAAUGUGACAAGCUCAGGCACCUAGGUUGGCAUGGAAGAGUUGGGACGAAGGGCCUGUUUCCGUGCUGCAUUACUCUAUGGCUCUAACAGACUAAUUGUACCAUCGUUUGCUGCAUCGCUGCAUCUCUGCCUCACACUUCCAUACCUGUGUCUUUUCCACACGGAGACAGAGCCAGACUCCUCCCCUGGGAUAUACCCCAAAUCGGGAAAGGUUGGGUGAAUCCAACCUUGCGCACAUUCUGGCUGAUCACAGGCCACCGUGCUCCCAUUAUCUUAGCUGUGGCUUUUCUGUUUCUGCUUGGGUAGCUGAUCAUGGCACUGCAAGUGUUUGAACCUGAGAUGAAACCAGUGCUCUUCAUCCCAUAUGCAGAGAAAUUAAACUGAAGGAAGUGGACAACCAAACUUAAUUUUAAGAUCCAAUAUGGUAAUGUGGAAUACUUAAAAUAAUAAAAUUGAUCCUGGGAGGAAGUUGAGAACAUGAGGUUUGAAGCCUAUUUCAAGAAAUUACAAAAGAUCUUGGGUAUCCACAGGGAUGAUAUUGUACAAAGCUUUAAGUCAAGUCUCCCCUUUGGCUAUUAUAAUUAGUUUUGCAAUAACAACAGCUUGCAUUCCUAUAGCAACCUUUAACCUAGGAAAACUUGAUUGAAUCGUGCAUUUUUGACACUAGGAGAAACAGGUGGAGAAGUUUUAGGAGGGGAUACCACUGCAUGCGUCCUUGAAAGUGGAAGGCAUGGCCACCAAUGGUGGAGCAAUUAAAACCUGGGGAUAUUUGGGUGGUCAGAAUGGAGCAGUGCAGAGAUCUGAAAGGGUUAUAGGGCUGGUGGGGAUAGGAAGGGGUAAAACUGUGGAGGUCUUAAAAUGUGAAUGGGAAUUUUGAAUCCAAGGUUGUGUUUCACCAGAAGACGCUGUAACUCCACAGGCACAUGAUGAUUUGAUGAGUUCAGACGCGGUGGGCAGACCUUUACUGACCUCAGAGUGCCGGGAGUUUGGCCAGAAGUGCUUUCUGGUAGUCGAGGCCAAUGAUAACAAAGGCAUGGAUGGGGUGGGGGGGCUUCAGCAGUGGAUGAGCUGAGGCAGGGAUGGAAUCAGAUGACUAAAUGGUAGAAAUCAGUGGUCUUACAGAUGGCCUGGAAAUGUUCCAGACAUCAUUUCAGAGUCACGUAUUCACUGCGUCUGAUUCGCGUUCAUUCAGUUGCCAGGGAGAGGAUGGAGGAUUUAUUAGCCAUCACAAUAUAGAGAAAGGCAAUUGUAACAUAUUCGUAAAGAGAGCUCCAUAUUAUAAUAUGUUUAGACCAGUCAAGGAGAUUGUGGCUGAUCUCUGACCUGACUCCACAUCCAUUAAUAUCUUCAGUUAUCAAAAGUCUAUUAUACAUUGAUUUAAAAAUUAAUAAUUGACCUGCCUUUUGCUGUUUGUAUUAGUGUUUCCUAACUUCAUACUGGAGAGCCUGGAUCUGACUAUAUUGUGCCCUCUAGUUCCAGAUUCCUCAACCUAUGCAUAUAGUCUUUUCUCUAUUUACCUAAUAAUUUCAAAGUCAUAUCCUGAAAGUAAAUUGUUUAUUUACCCAGAUGUAACUACAAGUCUAAUGUUGACUCUGCUGUGGUCUCUUAGAAUGCUGGCAGAAUGUUGCUUUUAUGUUACUUGCCCUAUUUUGCGUUUUCAUUUUUGAAUAUAAAAUCGCCUUCCCCACCAGUGAUUGUAAAGGAGUAUCUGAAGCUCUGAAACAAAGGUAAGAUGAGGAGCAUUAUCCCAUGGGCCCGAAUACAACAGAGUGAACAAUAGCUGGAGGUGCAAAACAUAAAAUAGGAAAUGCUGGAAAUUCUCAGUAGGUUGGGCAGGAUCUGUGGAGAGAAGCCAUGUGACCUGUCAUCACAACCGUAGAUAUCAUGUAGAUAUAUAUCCACUGAUAUAUGGGGUGAAUUCCUAGCAAGUGAACAGCUUGUUCCUGGAUGUAUAUCAGUGAGAAUUAUCCUGGUCCAUUUGUUUUAUCUAGAAUUUGGCUGUUUUUAUUUUGUUGCCCAUGUUUAGACCAAGACCGUAAUGAGGCUUGAAGUUGGUUCCAGCAGGUUUCAGAUUGGGCAGAUUCUCAGUGAGUAAGUGCUGUUUGGUAGCCACCCCUUCUCCCUCCCCCAAUCCAUAACUGCUGGGCUAAUGAUUGUCCUGAUUGGGUUUGAUAUACUAUUUUUUUGUGAACAGGAUACACUUGGACAAUUUUCCACAUCACCAGCUGCACUGGAACAGUUUGGCUAGAGAUGGGGCUGGCUCUGGAGCACAAAUUGGGAUAUUAUCAAGGCCCCUGGUCAGUUUUGUCCAGUAGCAUCUCAACAUCACGUGACGUGAAUUGAAUUGCUAAGACCCGUAAUGCUUACAGUGGAGAUCACACAAGAAGCUAAGGUACAUCUACCAGACACAUUGGCCAGUUGCAAACACUUCAGCCUUGUCUGUCUUUUGCACCCGUCUUCCCCUCGUAACUCUUUCACCUUCGCCGCGUGCACAGAGCAGCAUGCCUGGAAACCUUGUUAGAAAUUUAAAUUGGUUUUCCAAAUACUGUAUGUUUAGCAGUAACCUCGAGGCAGUGAGACCCUGUUUGGGUGCCAGUGUGCUCACUACCUGCUCUUUUCUGUCUCUAAUGGACAAUGAACAUUUAUCCCAAUGUGACAUCUGGGAGUAUGACAUGGGAGUGCAUUUUAAAGGCCCUCACUCUCUGCCAUUCCCUGCUUUUAUAGUCAAAUUGACAAACGAAUGAAUAACUAGCCUUGUACUUUUAGUAUCUAACUCUGAGUUAAAAAACAUCGUUCUGAGAUCACCAAAUCCAUUUUUAAAUAUUUUUUUUGUAUCCUGACUAUGAUGAAAGCAGAUGUGUAAACCAGAUGACUUUCAGCUGAGAUGUGAAAUAAGGAAGGGGUUUGUGUGGGCUUCUUAUAGAGCCUUGUGGCCACAGUCCCAACUAUGCAUGGGUAGAGUUGUGGCUAUGGUCUGAGUGGGGUAAAAUAGCACAUAUGGUCAACAAGUUAAAUAUUGCCAGUGUAGAUGCAGCUUGUUAGAAUGGAACUGGGGAGAAGUAUAAGAUUGCUCCAAAUCCGCUGUAUUCUCUGGGUUGGAUAACUAUAUUGUGUAUUUUUAUUGUAAAAUGAAUAAAAUCAGU
Pristis pectinata (smalltooth sawfish) is the source of this 5800-nucleotide messenger RNA. Its product is annotated as zinc finger protein 79-like. NCBI's taxonomy places the organism in Eukaryota, Metazoa, Chordata, Chondrichthyes, Rhinopristiformes, Pristidae. Bases 506 to 1432 code for a protein of 308 amino acids. The transcript is spliced from 2 exons. The record is from RefSeq and is a predicted model, not a curated record.